GCGCCUGCGCGGUGGGCGAAGCGAAGGACGCGGCCGCGGCGAAGCUGGGCGGCCCGGCGGGCUGCGCCAGGGGGGCGCAGCGUCGCGGAGGGGCCCGGACCGGAACCGGGAAGGCGAGCUUUCCUCCCUCUACCGCCGAAAGUAAACUUCCGCGGCGCUCCCGCGUCUUCGCCGCGGCUGCUGCGCCGCCGCAGGCAGUGAGCAGCAGUCCUGCGACAGGGCCUCGCUCGCUCUCCCUCCCCCGGCGCGGGGCCGCGGCGCCAUGGACGCGACGGCGCUCGAGCGGGACGCCGUGCAGUUCGCCCGCCUGGCCGUGCAGCGCGACCACGAGGGCCGCUACCCUGAGGCUGUGUUUUACUACAAGGAAGCUGCACAAGCCUUAAUUUAUGCUGAAAUGGCAGGAUCAAGCCUAGAACGUAUUCAAGAAAAAAUAAAUGAGUAUCUGGAAAGAGUUCAAGCUUUACAUUCAGCAGUUCAGUCAAAGAGUGCUGAUCCUUUGAAAUCAAAACAUCAGUUGGACUUAGAGCGUGCCCAUUUCCUUGUUACACAAGCUUUUGAUGAAGAUGAAAAAGAGAAUGUUGAAGAUGCUAUAGAAUUGUAUACAGAAGCUGUGGAUCUCUGUCUGAAAACUUCUUAUGAAACUGCCGAUAAAACCCUACAAAACAAACUGAAACAGUUGGCUCGACAGGCACUAGAUAGAGCAGAAGCAUUGAGUGAGCCUUUGACAAAGCCAUUUUGUAAAAUCAAGUCAACAAAUAUUAAACCAAAGCCACCUCCAACAAGAGCACAUUUUCCACUAGGAUCUAAUCCCUUCCUUGAAAGACCUCAGCCAUUUAUAAGUCCACAGUCAUGUGAUGCACAAGGACAGAGAUACACAGCAGAAGAAAUAGAAGUCCUCAGGACAACAUCAAAAAUAAAUGGUAUAGAAUAUGUUCCUUUUAUGAAUGUUGAUCUGAGAGAACGUUUUGCCUAUCCAAUGCCUUUCUGUGAUAGAUGGGGCAAGCUACCAUUAUCACCUAAACAAAAAACUACAUUUUCCAAAUGGGUACGACCAGAAGACCUCACCAACAAUCCUACAAUGAUAUAUACUGUGUCUAGUUUUAGCAUAAAGCAGACAAUAGUAUCGGAUUGUUCCUUUGUGGCAUCAUUGGCUAUUAGUGCAGCUUAUGAAAGACGAUUUAAUAAGAAGUUGAUUACCAGCAUAAUUUACCCUCAGAAUAAGGAUGGUGAACCAGAGUACAAUCCAUGUGGAAAAUAUAUGGUAAAACUUCAGCCUCAUGGUGUGCCAAGAAAGGUAAUAAUUGAUGACCAGUUACCUGUUGAUCAUAAGGAGAAUUGCUUUUCUUAUUCCAACAACAAAAGUAAAUUAUGGUUUCUCUCAUAGAAAAAAUACAUGAAAGUCAUGGGAGGAUGUGAUUCCAGGAUCUACUCAGUAAAAUAUUGAUCUCAUGCACUGACUGGAUGGAUACCGGAAAUUGCUAUGCAUUCAGAUAGCCAAACUUUCAGUAAGGAUAAUUCUUUCAGAAUGCUUUAUCAAAGAUUUCACAAAGGGGAUGUCCUCAUCACUGCAUCAACUGGAAUGAUGACUGAAGCUGAAGGCGAGAAGUGGGGUUUGGUUCCCACACAUGCAUAUGCUGUUUUGGAUAUUAGAGAGUUCAAGGGGCUGCGAUUUAUCCAAUUGAAAAAUCCUUGGAGUCAUUUACGUUGGAAAGGAAGAUACAGUGAAAAUGAUGUAAAAAACUGGACUCCAGAGUUGCAAAAGUAUUUAAACUUUGAUCCCCGAACAGCUCAGAAAAUAGACAAUGGAAUAUUUUGGAUUUCCUGGGAUGAUCUCUGCCAGUAUUAUGAUGUGAUUUAUUUGAGUUGGAAUCCUGGUCUUUUUAAAGAAUCAACAUGUAUUCACAGUACUUGGGAUGCUAAGCAAGGACCUGUGAAAGAUGCCUAUAGCCUGGCCAACAACCCCCAGUACAAACUGGAGGUUCAGUGUCCACAAGGGGGCGCUGCAGUUUGGGUUUUGCUUAGUAGACACAUAACAGACAAGGAUGAUUUUGCAAAUAAUCGAGAAUUUAUCACAAUGGUUGUAUACAAGACUGAUGGGAAAAAAGUUUAUUACCCAGCUGACCCACCUCCAUACAUUGAUGGGAUUCGAAUUAACAGCCCUCAUUAUUUGACUAAGAUAAAGCUGACCACACCUGGAACCCAUACCUUUACAUUAGUGGUGUCUCAGUAUGAAAAACAGAACACAAUUCAUUACACAGUCCGGGUGUAUUCAGCAUGCAGCUUUACUUUUUCGAAGAUUCCUUCACCAUACACCUUAUCAAAACGGAUUAAUGGAAAGUGGAGUGGUCAGAGUGCUGGAGGAUGUGGAAAUUUCCAAGAGACUCACAGAAAUAAUCCCAUCUACCAAUUCCAUAUAGAAAAAACUGGGCCAUUACUGAUUGAGCUACGAGGGCCAAGGCAAUACAGUGUUGGAUUUGAGGUUGUAACAGUUUCUGUGGUGGGAGAUCCUGGUCCCCAUGGCUUUCCAAGGAAAUCUAGUGGUGACUAUCGGUGUGGGUUUUGCUACCUGGAAUUAGACAAUAUACCUGCUGGGAUCUUUAAUAUCAUUCCCAGUACUUUCUUGCCUAAACAAGAAGGACCUUUUUUCUUGGACUUUAAUAGUAUUAUCCCCGUCAAGAUAACACAACUUCAGUGAUGGAGAAAUCUCAAAAAUUACUGGAUUUUAUAUUUACCAAACAUCAACUCUUCAAUGAGGACACAGAUCUUCAGGACAGUAAACACAACAAUCAGAAUGGAAUUAAAUCUCUAAAAACAUGUUGCAGUAGAAUCUGGUGCUUGUCAGGGCAUUUGGUGAGAAUCGUAUGUAGUCAGAAUUACCUAAAUCACCUAGAAGUAUUGUUUACAUGGUUUUGUGUAUAUAUAGAGUUGGCUUGCAUAUAGGGGCCAUUUUGUAUACAAAGUGCAUAUGAUUAAAAUUUAGACUCAGUCAUCACUGUGAGAUGCCUUUGAUAAAAGGAUAAAGGAACUAAGACGAGAUGGGCAAACUGAGUGGCAAAGAUUCAUUGAGUGGAAUGUUAGGCUAGUUUGAUACCCUGAAAUAUUUACAUUAUGUUUCCCUUUUUUGCAGAGCAUGUUAUAAGUUAAACCUGCCUGUGUUGACUCCACUAUACAUCUUGGGCAACUGAUUACCAAAUUAAUUGUUACCAUAACUAAUUUUAAUUUUGCAUUAUUUAUUAUUUUAAAUGUUUAUUAUUGCCCAGAUGUUAUUAAAGAAUAAAGCUAAUUCUAAUUAGCAUGAAGAUGCUCAUACUUAAGAAUGAAGGUUGUUGAGGUUAGAUACCUAUCUCAUUGAAUCAUGUAGAAAGAACUGAGGUAAGUUCACUAUUGCAGUUUUUAUUUUUUAAAGUAGUAAUUGGAGACAUUAAAGACAUUACAAUUUAGUUUGUAUAGUCUUUUUUAAAUUGCUCUAUAACUCAAUGUUCUAGUGGUAACACUUUGAAGAAAUUGAGACUUUAAUAUAUGGCUACUGGGUUAUAUAGCAUUGAGAAAAAGUGAAUUGCCAAGAUACUAGUGUUGUGUAAAUUCCUGGUUUACAUAAAAAUCCAUCAAAACAAUGUUCAAGAUUUUAAAGGUCUAAAAAUGAAUAGUGUGGGAUUUUUCAUUGUCUCUACUUUAUAAUUAUUAAAACUUCUUAUUUUGUAUUUCUCUACCUUUAACUGAAAUAAAAUGUUUAUACUUAUGAAACCAUAUGUUUAACUUAGAGAAAUGAUUUAUUAAAAGAUUUCAUCUGUGUUCCAUCUAAAA
This is a messenger RNA of Microcebus murinus (gray mouse lemur), 3804 nucleotides long. NCBI's taxonomy places the organism in Eukaryota, Metazoa, Chordata, Mammalia, Primates, Cheirogaleidae. The record is from RefSeq and is a predicted model, not a curated record.